This is a messenger RNA of Lactuca sativa (garden lettuce), 1953 nucleotides long. Its product is annotated as Pentatricopeptide repeat (PPR) superfamily protein. Gene Ontology annotation, molecular function: protein binding; mRNA binding. The record is from RefSeq and is a predicted model, not a curated record. Lineage: Eukaryota; Viridiplantae; Streptophyta; Magnoliopsida; Asterales; Asteraceae.
UGCUAUCAGAGCCUUCUCCAUUUUGGUCCAAACAGGUUUGAAACUCUGCAGUCUGCUCCACUCACAGUUGCAAUACACAAAACCCUGCUUCCUUCGUAGACAUUCGCGAAAUCUUUUGCGUCUGUAUUAUAUGAAUAUCUAUCUCGACCUAUUUUCAGUUUAUUUUCUUGGUUCGCUUCUCGAGUGAAUUAGUGAAAGCUACUAAGCUUGGUUGCUUAGGGUGAUUUAUGGCUGCAUCUUUGACGACUUCGGUUGUUUUCCAUGUACCGACCCUUGGGCUCUCUGAAUACUAUCAUACCCGCAUACAUAUUUCAAGAUUUUCUGAAUUUCUUAGUUCAGACAUUACAUCGAACAGUUGGAGUGCGAAACGGAAAGUAGUGUCUUCCUGCCGUAAUUCUAGAAGUACUAGACUUGACAGGGAUGUACCCAAGGUUUCAAUAGCAUACGGAUCGGUUCUUAAUGAACAUCCCAUGUGGGACGAUGGAGAAGAAGACGUUGACGAUGUUAGUAUGGCUUCUUCCCUUGUUUCUGAGAACAGACUGCAGUUUUUAGAGGAAAGGGAUGAAAAGAAUCUGUCAUGGCGCCUUUUGAAGCUGAGCAGAGCAGAUAAGGUUAGAAGCGCACUGGAGCUUUACGCCUCCAUGGAUUUCAUGGGUCUAAGACCUGAAUCACAUGCCUUCAAUGCUCUUCUCUCGUGUUUGUUGAGGAAGGAAGAGCUUGAUGAUGCUCUUCAAGUCUUUGAAUCCAUGAGAUCAAGUGGGCGAACAAGUGGACAUAGCUACAACUUAAUCUUACAAGGAGUUGCAAAAGCUAGAGGCUUUGAAGCCGCGUUUCAAAUGUUUCAGGAGCUCAUAGACGAUAAAGAAGAAACAAUAAAAGCCGACCAAGUUUUGUUCAACAUGAUGCUGACAUUAUGUCGUGAUGAAAAAGAUUGGAUUAAAAGCGAAUGGAUUUGGAGGAAGAUGAAGGAGAAUGAUUGUGUAGGAAACUCAGUAACAUAUCGGUUGUUAGUCACCAUGUUUCUAGGGUUUUGUCAGUAUGGAUUAGCAGUUGAAGCGUAUCUUGAAAUGGUUCAAAACGAGGUUGAACCAGAUACCCGCACCAUGGAAGCUGCAGUAAUGUCGUUUGUGAAAGAUGGGAGAUGGGAUUUUGCGUUAAGUGUUUUUCGUGAUAUGAUGAAAAGAAAAGAGAAUCCAAACAUCAUCGUAUUCAAUGCAUUGAUUCAUUCACUUGGGAACAAUGGUCAGGUGAAUCUUGCAUUUAAAGUGUAUGAUUGCAUGAGAUGUUUAGGGCAUGUUCCUACAUCAUACACUUGGAAUGCACUUCUCAUUGCUUUAUGUAGAGCGGAUCAAUACAGUGAUGCACUUGAGUUAUUUGAGAAAAUCCAGCAAGAAUCCCCAUCUGAGUUGGGAUUGCAUUUAUACAAUACUGCAUUAACAGCCUGCAACAAGCUUGGAUCUUGGAGAAGAGGGUUGCAGAUACUAUGGGAGAUGGAGGAUUUGGGAUUGGAGAUUCCUGUUACAUCAUAUUGUCGUGUGAUUGGAGCUUGUGAGGUUGGAAAUGAGCCAAAAGUUGCAUUGCAGGUAUACCAACACAUGGUUCAUAAAAAACACAAUCCCGACACUUUAACUUUGUUGUCACUGAUUAGAUCUUGCAUAUGGGGUUCCCUUUAUGAUGAAGUGCAUGAAAUCUUGAAACUUGUUCCUCCAAAUGCACAUCUUUACAAUGCUGCUGUUCAGGGAUUUUGUUUGAGAGAAAAGACAGAAUCUGCCACUAAGUUGUAUCAGGAAAUGCGUGAACUUGGGCUUUCAGCUGAUCAUAAGACACGAGCAAUGAUGCUGCAAUUCUUACCAAAAAUCUAAUCCCAUGAAUGUAUUUGUAUUAGUGAAGCACAAGAUUGAUGUUGAAAUUAUUUAUCAUUGUAUAGAUUUAUGUAGAUGAUGUUACAAUUAA